CCGGUGCUUUGAGUGAGACUGUGCCUGAAAAAGUGUGUGUGUGUUUUCUGCAUAUGUUGCAUAUACUGUACCGUGCUGCUGUGCAUGUCUUUGCCACCGAGCACUCGGUUGCUAACAACUGUGCACACAGCAGCUCAAAGAACGAGAUUGUUGGUGUGCAGCCAGACAGAAAAAAAUUAUUUAUUUUUAUCACAAGCAAGCAACAGUAUGAAAUGUAAGCAUCUUUACUUCAUAAAGUAGCUGAGCUUUAUAGCCUUAUUGGCAAGCAGUUUAUUUAUGUUAUAGUUAAAAUUACUAGAUAGAGAAAGGUAAUUACGAGGCUGCUAGUUGUUAAUUUACUAUGACUGGAUGUUAUGGACACCAGGGACUAUUAUGGAGUCAUGCUGAUAUUAAUUAAGGUGUAGUUAGUGAAUAUAGAUUUGACACCAUAUACUAAGUGCGUUAAUCUUUGUCCAUUUAGAACUCCUACUAUAUUGUGGUGUAUAUGUGGCAGUUAUUUAAAGGGUAUAUUACUUUUUAAAUUAUUCAGUGUGCAUCUUACAUCCACUAGUAAAAGCUCCUGCCGCAUCAAACUGAUUGCCUUGUGGAGAAUGAAUCAAGAGUGAAUAGAAAUCCUUGGUGGAGUUGUAGGGCACACAGAGAGAGACAGUUCCCCGUUCUCAUCGUCAUGAGUGCUGUGUGUGUCUGUCUGGAGUGUUUCAGUAUUUAAUGGCCUCACUAUUUCCUGCGUGGAGCGAAACUGACAAAUUUUACGACCAUGGAAAGGCUUUGACUGUCUGCCUGUGAUCAAUCAGUGGUGUAAUUGAUGAGGUGGAGCCAGAUUAUUUCUGUCUGCUCUCCCCUCUCUUCCCUUUUUGCCUCCUUUCCUUUCUUUCUCUGACACAUUUUCAUACUUCUCUUGUCCUGUGUCCCCCACUCUGUAGAUCUCCAUAUCAAUCUAAAAAAAUGACCUUUUUCUACACUCAUGAAAACCCAACCUCUGUUUUUUCUCCUUCUCUUUCAGUCACCUGGCUCACAAUUUCCACACUGCUUUUUUCCUAAACUAUCCUUUGAUCACUGUAAUCUUUCUGCUGGUGCUAUCUCUUCUCUACUUUCUCCCUGUCUUCCAUGAUAAAGCUUUCUCUUUGUAAAUGUCACUUUUUUUUCCUCUUGCUCCUCUUUUGUGAUUCCUGUCCCCUCCAUCUCCGCUUGGCUUAUUCAGUGUCAGUGCAGGGUCCUCACCAGCGGUUCCUGCUCAGGGAGCUGCUGAGGGACUACAACCCCAUGGAGAGGCCGGUGGCCAACGACUCCCAGGCUCUCACUGUUCAAUUCUCCCUUACUCUAAUGCAGGUCAUGGAUGUGGAUGAAAAGAACCAGAUCAUUACCACGAAUGCUUGGCUGCAGAUGCAGUGGUAUGACCACUACCUCCAGUGGAACCAGUCAGAGUAUCCUGGAGUUAAGAACCUCCGUUUCACUCCUGACCAGGUCUGGACACCUGACAUACUGCUUUACAACAGUGCUCAUGAUAAGUUUGAUGCCACCUUUAAGACCAAUGUACUAGUUAACUCCAGCGGCUUCUGUGAGUACCUGCCUCCAGGAAUAUUUAUCAGCACAUGCAAUGUGGAUGUGCGAUGGUUCCCAUUUGACAUCCAGCGCUGUGAACUGAAGUUUGGCUCCUGGACAUUUGAUGGCUGGCUGCUCGACCUCCAGAUGAAGGAGGCAGAUGUGUCAGGAUACAUGCCCAAUGGAGAGUGGGACCUGCUGGAAGUCCCUGGAGGUCGUCAUGAAGUUUUCUAUGACUGCUGUGCAGAACCCUAUCCAGAUGUUACCUUUGUGGUGACUUUGCGAAGGAGGACCUUGUUUUACGCCCUCAACCUGCUCAUCCCCUGUGUGCUCCUCUCCUCCAUGACUCUGCUGGUCUUCCUACUACCUGCCAACUCGGGGGAGAAGAUCAGCCUGGGCAUCACGGUUCUGCUCUCUCUGACUGUCUUCAUGCUGAUGGUUGCAGAGAUUAUGCCUGCCACUUCAGAUUCUGUUCCCCUGAUAGGUCAGUACUUUGCCAGCACCAUGGUGAUUGUUGGGAUGUCAGUAGUAGCCACAGUCAUCGUCCUUCAGUUCCAUCACCACAGCCCCAAGGAUGGACAAAUGCCACACUGGGUGCACUUGGUUCUGCUGCAGUGGGUUCCUUGGUUCCUGCGGAUGAAGCGUCCAGGAGAGGGAGUGGAGCCAACUCUUUCCAACAGCCAGACAGACUCUCAGAGCAAGACCCUUUCUUCUCCUACCACCACCACCAUCCCUACACCAGUGCCCUCCAUCCUCCCCCAGAGCCUCAACUCCCUGCAGGCCAGUCUGGCCCAGCUCAGCCACCCUAUGUCACAGCCACUCUCGCUUCAGCCCAACGCUCAGGCUGUCAUCCUCCCUAAUCCUGGCCACAGAGAUCCCAGCCCCAGUCCACAUCCACAGCCCAAUGGCCACCUGCUUUACAUGGGCUUUCAAACCAUCCAGACAAAUGCAGAGCUGGAGCCAGUUCAGAGGAGUGGAACUACAAGUUAUGGGAGGGCUAACAGUGGACUAUGUGGUGGAGAAGGAGAGGGAGGAGCAGCAGCAGGAGGAAGAGGAGGAACUGGAGAUACACCCAUCUGUCACCACCUCCCAUCUUCCAAGUUUGGGAACCUUCAACAAGACACUUCAGUGUCCCCAGACCCCGAACCAUCCACCACAUCCUCUGGACCGUGCGGCCUUGAAAAUGUGGCUGGAGCUGGGAGACCAGCCAUUAUACAUACCCACAGCGGUGUGAUACGGUCUGUGGCAGUAGACAGCCAGCUGCAGGCUCUUCUGGUGGAGGUGCAGUUUCUAGUCGAACGCGUUAGGGAGCAGGAUCGGCAGCUCAGUUUGGCGGAAGAGUGGCAGUUUGCUGCAGCUGUCAUCGACCGCCUGUUCCUGGUGGGAUUCAGUGUUUUCAACAUCAUCUGUACCAUCGCUAUUCUCAUGGCUGCACCCAACUUUGGAGAAGCACUGUCAAAAGACUUCCUCUGACAGAACAGAAACAGAGCGAUCUGACAGAUUGAGAAAUGCUGAGGGAUAAUACAGAUACAGAUUUGCGGUAAGCACAAUUGCUGUUCGUGACACUCAGACAUCCAACAGCAAAUAUUUCCUUUUCAGUCAGCUGGAAUAGACUGUGACACGUGUGGAGUCCACUGUGAUUCAGACAACACUGGGGUGCGAUUUUCUUUCUCUUUACUUGAGAUUUUCAUGAUAGAAUAUGCCUGGUCGUGCUCACAUUUGCUGUUCAUUCUGUUUGUGGUGGCUUCUAUUGGAUUAUUGUUCCCCAACAAAGGAAAAUAAUCAUCUCAUGCCUUGUCCACCAUUUUGGUGAAUUUUAUAAAAGAAAAUGGACCGACAACUGAAAUUUCCAUCAGAACAUAAAAUGGACAAAGGUUUGUGAAAUAACCAAGAAAACCACUGAUGAUUUUCUUUUUUCUUUUAUACAAUCAUAUAAGAAAUGAAAGUUUUUUUUUUUAUUAGUUUUGUGAAUGGAACUGGAAUGCAUGACUUUAUUAAAUCUGUCUUAAAGCAUUUGUACUGUGUCUCAGGAUGCAACAUGAAGACACUCAGUAUAGAAUCUGGAUGGUGACGUGCUGCUUAUAAAAUAGUUACACUCAUGCAGAAUUAAUUUCACAAUUUACACUUUCGGAGUUGAAACUGAUUGUGCUUACUGUUUAUUGAUAGGCUUCAACUGUUUAUCAGUAGAAACUCUUCCUGACAGUAUGGAAAAGUCUCUGUAUGCUCUUUUAUUGCAACUGUGAGUACACACAUUUUUUUACCACUGUGGGCUUUUGCUGCAGGAUCAAAUCAAGUUAAACUGCAAAUUUCCCAACCUUUUUACUUUUAAAAAGUGAUCAGCAUCUUUCCACAUGAGUACUCUGUCCCUGGGAGUGAAAACAAAAAAAAAAGUAUAAUGUUUAUCACAGUGGUACAGCCUGGGUGUCACCCAUGUAAUGAGAUGUCUGCAGCAGCUUCAUCAAUCACAAAUAGCUUCAUAAUAUACUGCAGCGAUUACUGUGAAGCAGAAAAUGUACUAAUAUGCUGAGAAAAAUAUGCUGCAGCUUCUUUUCUGCUUUUGUCAUUCGCUUUCUAUAAAACUAAAGUGUGUCUAAGAGGUUUGGAUGACAUGCUCUUUUCUUCUGUUUCUGAAUGUGGGAUGUACAUUCACAGUCACAGCUGACAAACAUUUCAAAACUAUGGGUUUCACUUGUGAUGCGGGAACAUUAUUGUCAUUUCAUGCAGAUGUAAGAUAAGAUUCAGAAUGCAGUGUGAAAGAGGGAAGAGAGAAAUCAGGGGUCUUGUCAGCUUUUCAUCUCACAAAUACGCACAUAUCACAGCAUGCAUUCACUCAUCUACUCACACUCUUGUGUAUGUAGAAGAUCUAUAGAGAAUUAUCUAUACAGCCCUGCCUUUGAAUGUGAAUAAUGCCAUACAUUUCACACAACUGUUGGACACUGAAAUGCCAGUAAGUUGUGACAGACUCAGCUGUAAACAUUGUGAAAUAAAUUGUCUCGUCUUUUGUACUCUCUA
Molecule: messenger RNA, 4554 nt
Organism: Scatophagus argus
Lineage: Eukaryota; Metazoa; Chordata; Actinopteri; Scatophagidae
Product: neuronal acetylcholine receptor subunit alpha-7-like
Exons: 9
Coding region: 1108-3015 (635 amino acids)
Biological process (GO): chemical synaptic transmission; signal transduction; regulation of membrane potential
Cellular component (GO): postsynaptic membrane; neuron projection; synapse
Molecular function (GO): transmembrane signaling receptor activity; acetylcholine-gated monoatomic cation-selective channel activity
Source: RefSeq, a predicted model, not a curated record